AUGUCUACUGUUGAAUACCCGAAGGUAGCGAUUCUGGGAUGCGGAAAAUUGGGACAAGCCUUGCUGGUUGGCCUGCUCCGGUCGGCCUCGGCCCACCCAGGAUUGGUAAAGAUUCGGGAGUUCAAGGUGACGGUUCGAUCGGCACGGACCGCGCAACUAGUCCGCGAGCGAAUCUCCCCCUUACUGAGAGAUCGGGCGGUCCCUGCGGUCUGGAUCCUACAACAGGAUCAGAAUCGCAAUGUCGCCGAACAAGCAGAUAUCGUCCUGUUUGGGUGCAAACAUUCCAGCCUCGGUGAGCUAGUGCAUGAUUUGAAGGACAUGCGUCAUGACGACCGUCGGAUCCUGAUCAGCCUGAUGGGGGGCGUAUCGCCAGGUCUCAUCAUAAAAGCAUUACACUUCUGGACGGGGCCAGUCGUGCGUGCCGUUUGCAGUGUUGCAGUGGCGGUCGGCGAAUCCAUCACACUUCUAUCCACUAGCGACGAUCGCACAGACGAUGCCGAGAGCCGGCACGCAGUGACUGACCUUUUCGCAUCGGUAGGAGUGGUGAAGUGGCUUCCAGAAUGCCAAAUGCAUGUCGCUUCCGCGGUAGGCUCAUCGUCUCUGGCCUUCUUUGCCCAGAUGAUCGAGGGCUUGGCCCAGGGCGUUGCAGAACAACAUAGCAAUGGCAACAAAGAUGGGCAACAUCUGCCAUUAGAGACGGCACUAGCAAUUACGGCACAGGCGGCUCGUGGAACGGCCGCCCUUCUCCAGCAGCUAAGCUCUCCGGCUGACUUGGUCGCGCAGGUAGCCACUAAGGGUGGGGCGACCGCCGCUGGAUUGGCGGUUUUGGAAAAGGAAAAGGUGGUUCAAACACUUCGGACUUGCGCUGCCAUUACCGCAGAGGCCACGGCUGCACUUGCACCAAGUGUCGGUGCCCAUGGUGACGACAAUACGACAGAAAGAAAGAUGUCUCUAGCUGACUCUUCGAGAUGA
Messenger RNA from Penicillium robsamsonii, 972 nucleotides. Its product is annotated as pyrroline-5-carboxylate reductase family protein. Gene Ontology annotation, biological process: L-proline biosynthetic process. The record is from RefSeq and is a predicted model, not a curated record. The transcript is spliced from 2 exons. The coding region runs from base 1 to 972 and encodes 323 amino acids. Gene Ontology annotation, molecular function: pyrroline-5-carboxylate reductase activity. NCBI's taxonomy places the organism in Eukaryota, Fungi, Ascomycota, Eurotiomycetes, Eurotiales, Aspergillaceae.